GCUUCUCUCUGUUUUUGUACACAAAAAGGAAAAAUAUGUACAUAUUAAUUGAAAAAGUUAUUAAAUGUUAGUAAAAUUAUUGUAAAAAGUUUAAGAAAAUAAUGACCAAAUUUCCAUAUAACGCAUAUUUAUGCCUGUGGUUGAUAAUACACUUGGUAUUUAUUGUAACAAACGAAGCAAAAUGCCCUGAAAAGUGCCAGUGUAAAAAUAACACAGACUCUUCAUGGAAUUUACGCGUAAAAUGUGGUGGUACUUCCGAUGAACAACUAUCUAACUGGCAGAGCAUAGACUUUGAAGAUGAUGCAGUUAAUGUCUUCUUGUUAGACUUAAGCAGAAAUGGUUUUACUGGUAUCGACAAGGAAUUUUUUCGCAACCUAACAGAACUUAAACGUCUUGAUUUAUCGUUUAAUCAGCUAAAGGUGAUAGAUAAGUCGACUUUUGGAGAUGUUACAGUUGGCGUAGAGCGAUUAAAAUUAGCCAAUAAUUCAAUUGCCCACAUAUAUCCAGGAUCUUUUGAUCAAUUUCCUAAUCUCAGACAGCUCGACAUUUCUAACAAUCCAUUGGCAUGUGACUGUGAUCUAAUUUGGCUAGUGGGAUGGUCCAAUAGCCAUUUGGUAAAACUGCAACCUGGGCCAAAAUGCGAAUCCGAAGAUUUUAAGGGCAUUUAUUUAAAGAAAUUAAAAGUGGGUGUAGAUUUGUACUGUGAAUCACCACUCCAGCCACUGUUAGAAUUUAUACCAAGACAAAAUCAGGUUGUAUUCGAGGGAGAUGAAUUAGUUCUCAAGUGUCGGGCACCACGAGUUGCGGUCGGAGUCCCUCAUGAAUCGGAGGACUUGCCCACCAAGGCUCACGUUUUUUGGGGUUGGUCGGAAAAAAUCCGCACUCAAAACUCGACAGAUGAUAUUGUGUAUCACGAUCCCACAAAGGUUCUUAAUGAUGUCCAUUUAGAAAGUAAACAUACUACGGAUUCGGGAAUUCUUAAUUCAAUAUUGCGUAUUGCCAGCGUGCGACGCAAUCAUACCGGUAUGUUUGAUUGUACGCUUCGGUCGCAACAAGCUAAUUUGUCACAUGCAAUUGCUGUGAUCGUAAUUGCCAAAAAUACACAAUAUUGCAAAGCAAUAAAUGUACAAACGAAUAAGGGGAACUACCAUUGGCCCCAAACGGUUCGUGGACAGAUAGUGGAACAGCAAUGCGUUGAAGAGUCUGAUGGUGGUCUGAUGGCUACUUAUCGAUGUCACGUAAACGGCACAUGGGUAGAUCUCAACACAGAAGUCUGUGCGUAUGUUAGUCCAACAACACGUGUCUUGGAACAGUUUGCCAAGAUGAACUUGACACUUAACAAAGCAAAUGUUUUAGAAAUAGCACGGCGGUUGCACAACCUAACCCACACAAUGUCCAACUUAAGACGUAUUAGAGAUCCCAUGGAUUUGGAGUUCGUAGCGCGUACUUUAGUAAAGUAUUUAGAUUUUAUAACGUACCAAAAUGAAUUGGCUCAUCUACUAUUGGAUAUAGUAUCACAGCUGCUUUUGCUGCCAUCGAAUACAUUUUAUCAAGCACAAAGUAGUUACCAGAGUGGUCUAAAGCUGCUUGAGUGUGUGGAGGCAGCCUCUAAGCAGGCCUCGUUGCAUACACCGACAACAGAAGAGCAUGGAAAUAUGCAAAAUAAUUUAGUAACGAUUCCACGAACAUUUUUUGUCGAUUACUUUAGUAUUCGACCGGAAUCUUUUGCUGGCAUUUCAUGUGUUUGGGUGCGUUCUUCAAUUUCAACAUCUGCAUCAACGAUAAGUUCAUCUUUUGAAUGCAGUACUUCGAAUGAUUCAUUCCCAUCAUUUGAGCGGUAUAUUGAUGCUGCUAUCCAAAUUCCGGUGAAUUUACUGUUUAGUGAUAAGUCUUCACCCAAAUCGGUCAUCAAAUUGAUGGUCGCUGUUUUCCGCAAUGCAAAUUUACUGCCCCAUUUGACAAGCAACAGAAGUGUUGAACUCUCGUCGCCAAUAAUUGCAGCCAAAACGGUUCAUGAAUCCGACGAAAGCCAUCAGCAAUCAACUGAAUAUAUUGACGAAAAAAAUCAAAUUGCCAUAAUACUCCGUGUUCAUCCGUUUCAUGAUGAUCGCAGUGCACCGAUACCAGCACGCUGGGACGAAGAAAGAAAAAUUUGGUCUCCGGAAAUGUGUCAACAGCUUUAUCUACAUCGCGGUCUUUUAAUGUUUUCAUGCAAACGUUUGGGAUACUAUGGACUGUUGCAAAGAUCAGCUUACCUAAAUGAUUUUGAAAGUGACCAAGCAGGGGCCCGUUUUCGAUUUUUACCCUAUGCAAUAUACACUGGCACGGCCGUACUCUUUCUCUGCUGCUGCAUUAAUAUUGUAACCUUUUUAGUAUUUGGCAGAGCCAUCCGGAUAAAUCGGCAACAGCGACACACAUUUGUAAAUACCUGGCUGGCGUUAGCACUACUUUGCAUCUCAUUCACUCUGGGGAUAUUUCAGACAGAGCGGCAAGAUGUUUGUCGCAUGAUCGGAAUGAUUAUACACUAUUUAAGCAUGUGUGUUCUAUUGUGGCUAAGCGUCAGCCUGAGCACUAUGUAUAAACGUCUUUCAAAGCACCAUCGCGUAGUUACCGAAUCGGAUCUACCAAAGGAGGCACGUAUGAAGAAGCCCAUUAUGGGGAUAUACCUAGUCGGCUGGGGUAUUUCUAUGAUGAUUUGUGGCAUUAGUGGAGCGGUGAACAUUAACGAGUAUGCUGCCUAUUCGUUCUGCUUCCUCCACAAUGGCUCGGCCAUGAAUGCUAUGCUUGUACCGGGUGGCAUAUUACUAAUUUUCCUCUGCAUUCUAUUUUUAACUAUAUACUAUCAGCUCAAUCACAGGAGCUCUGUUGCGAAUAUGAUGCAAAAUCAUCAUCAAUUUUCAGAUAACACUCAGGCCACGGAGAACAUUGACAUGGAUUGGCUGGACACAACGACACAAAGCAAUCCACCGGCUCGACGUACGAAUAAUAAUGCAAAAUCACUGAAUCUGGACCAGUACACCAGUCUCACACUAAGCAAUACAGCUGUAAGUAGUAUAGUCGAUGAUUUCGAACGCUCCAAUUUGGCCCAUUUGAGAGCACACUUUGUUUUCUUGGUCUUGUUUGUUAUUGCGUGGUUCUCUGCAGUGGCAUUUGUGAUGCACUCAGCUCAAGGGGAGAAUGAUCUGAGCCAUAUGUACUCAGUGCUGUAUGCAAUAUCAUGUUGUUUACUCGGACUUUUUACAUUAUUGUUUUACACUUUGACUAGAAACGACACACGCCAACAGUGGAGUCGAAAUCCCUGUUGUGGUCAGGACGGAUCGGAUGGACCGUAUAACGAGGUCACAUACAAUGAUGACGUUGCGCCAGUUGCUAAUAGUGUAUUGGCGUAUAAGCCCUCUUAUGAAGCUGGCAAUAAUUCUGGCGCUUCUCGGUCAAAUUCUCAGUGUUCGAAACAUCGUGCAAGCAGCAUACGUAACGGUAGUGGUGGUAUUGUGGAUACUACCACCCAACAUCUUUUGACUGUCUCUUCUGGUCCCGCUCCUAUUCCCGCUACAAUAAUUAACAAUCAGCACAUGGGAAGUGGUUCAGGAAUAGGCCUACCACAUGAUAUUCCAAGUGCUGACCUAUUUUAUAAUCCCAAUCAAAUUAAUGUAGCCCGUAAAUUUUUCAAGAAACAGAAACGAUUAGCCAAGCGUAAUAAUUUUGAGUUGCAACGGCAAAAGGAGCGACCUGAUUAUGGAGGAAGUGUGGGGGCGGCAGAUACUGCCAGUGAUAUCUCAUCGACUAAUGGUAGUGGUCAUGUGUACUCUAGACGUCAUAACGCUAUGACUCUAAAACUGUUGAGCAGUGGGGUGGGCAAGGUGAAUAACACGAAUAUCAACUACAAGCCCGACUACAAUGUCAGCUACAAGAGUCAUAAUCAUCACCCCUUGGACAACUUUGAUGAUGUCGAGGAUAUUUUUGCCUCAACAAACGUCUCAACGGGAGCGAAUAAUCCAAAUAACCAAAAUUCUUUACGCAAGCGGGCCAACAUACUAGCAAUGAAUAUAUACACAAACAUUCCGGAAACAAUGGCACCACAACAUGAAAUACACAAGGUAAGAGGCGGCGCAAAUUCAAACUCAAAUGUCGGCGGUAGUGGUGUACGUUUACUCAAACCAUUGGCGGAACAUCAUGAGGAAUUCGAGGAAAUCGACAGCAGUUCACACGAUGAGAAUAUACCACUUUACGAAAAUACACUGCAAAAGGUGAACAUAAAACCAUCUUUAAACAAUAUAUUUAAUACAUCGUUUAGUUCAAAUACACCAUCACAUUUCCCGACAACAUCUACACCAAACAAACCCAAGGCCCCUGAACUAAAAGAGAUCGAUGAACAUCAGAGUCCAGCUCAACAAAAACUAUUACUAUUAGAUCACGAUGUUGAGGCAAUGAAUAGUAUAGGCCUACCAUCGACAGCAACUGCCAUCAAACAAGACAUUUCAUUCUGCCCAAAUACUCUUGAUGGAUACAGCAGCAACGAUGACAUUCAGGACGGUGAUGAGCCGAAUCUAAAGCGAAAUGAGAUUUAUGUGUCGAAUUCUUUGCAAAUAACCAAUCGCAUUGAUAUUGAGGAUGAUUUUGCUGCUGUUCUCAUACGCGGCAAUCAACAACCAAAACACUCCAAAUCAUUAAGCAAUUUAGAUUGUAUCUAUAGUGGCGUGGCAGGGCCAACACAAACUGAUUCCGGCAAUAUGAAUUCGAUAAAUGGUUCGUAUGGAUCGGACAGAAACUUGUCCCAUAUUGGAGCCACUGUAUGCGCUUCAAAACAAAGGUGCCCCUCACUGUAUGAAGUUGUUGACGACAAAGAGUCUGCAAUAGGCCUUCGAGAAUUGCAUUCUUCAAAUAAAUCAUUGGAAACAUCCGAUCAAAAAUACAUGUCGAACAGGAUCGAAACGGAUGUCAAUGUAGUAGAAUCAUUUCAUAUGACAGGCACAUGCACGCGAUCUGCCAGCCCCACAAACGAAAGUGAUUUAAACUACCAAAAUUCCGAAAUCAGUAUACGUAGCCAUGGUUUAUAUGCCCCACAAGCCGAUAACGAUCUGACGCUGACCGAUGACUUUCGAUAUCAGUCAUCAAAUGCUAGCGAAGCUGACAUGGGUAUAAAUGAUUUCGAUGAUGAAUUUGGAGCUUUUGGUAGUCACAACUUCACAAAUGACUUGGAUAGUAAUGACCAUGAAGACGCAACCGAUCCCAUCGAUGCACUCAACACGUCCAUUGACGAGUUGUAUGAGGCUAUAAAACGUCGAAGUCCGCUUACUACAAAAUUACCAUUAACAAAUCAAAUGCCAGGUGAAAGCUCAUAUAGUGAAGUGUCUGAACUUUGCCUUGAUGAAAUGCAUCCCUUGGCGAGGAAUGAUUCCAGGAAUAACCUUAAUACUGACGAUGACUCACUAGCGGUGACAAAUCUGCCAUCAUCAUCUUCGUCUUCACUCUUGCCUACAGCAUCUACCACAUCAACUACUACAUCCUUAAAUACUGUGUUAACUAAAUCAUUUCGUGAGAAUCUCAUAGAUGACGAUAGCAGUCAAAGUAGUGUAAUAUCAUAUAUAGAUCCCAAAGUAACUCAAAAAAACUCACUUAGCUGAAGACACUCCACAAUAUUCGGUAUCAAAUUAAAUUCAAUGUCAUUCUUAGAGCAAAUCAGAUGAACACAAAAAACAGCUUUGACACUUUGCUUUGAUGUUAGUUAAACAUGGCUUAAUAAUCUUUUUAGUUUAACUUGACACAAAUCAAAUUGAUUUUUCAUAUUUGUCAAUUCAUAUAUGUAUGUAUGUACAUUCUUUCCUGAAAUCAUUGAACAUGUAUGGAAAGUAUGUUGCACUAAUUGAAAAUGGAUACAAUAUUAAAGUCAAGUUUGUUGAAUUUAUUACUCAAUAUGUACAUAUAUAUGUGUGUGCAUAUUGUUUGUAAAAAUCGUCUUCUUAAGUUCUCAAUAUUAUAUGGGAUUAUUGAUUUCUCUAAAUGAUAAAGGAGUUCAAGAACAUAUAUACAAACUGAUAUUUAUAUGGACAAGUAUAACUCUUUUUUAAAUUAUAUUACUCUUAAGUUUUUGUACUAGCUAUUUAAAUUGUAUUGUUAUAUGUUAAGCAUUUAUUAUUAUGUACAGUUCCAUUUAAUUUGUCUCAUGACUAAAUCUAAAUAAUUUUCAAAGACAUUUUUAUAUACAUAUUUCUACUCCUCAACCAGCAAUAAAAACUUCAUAUAGGUAUAAGAGGCGAACAAAAUACAUUUACUUAUUUGUAUAUUUUCUUGACCUAACCAAAGCUUUUCAUAAAUUGUUCGAUAUUUCAUCCCAUUCAUUGUAUUUGUAAAUUAUUGUUUAAUAUAAGUACAAUAUCUGUCUUUCAUCGUACUACAGACAUACUAAAUAUGUAUUUAUGUAUUUACUCAUUUAAGAAAACUUCACAACAUAAAACAACGAAAGAAUAGUUUCUUAAAACAAGUUUGUUGUAUUUUCUAAAUAUGUAUGUAUUUAUAAUUUUAUAAAAUAAAGAUUUUUAAUUAAUGUACAAAACAGAAACAAAAUUAAA
Molecule: messenger RNA, 6569 nt
Organism: Calliphora vicina (urban bluebottle blowfly)
Lineage: Eukaryota; Metazoa; Arthropoda; Insecta; Diptera; Calliphoridae
Gene: Remo
Product: Remoulade
Exons: 4
Coding region: 102-5624 (1840 amino acids)
Biological process (GO): G protein-coupled receptor signaling pathway; cell surface receptor signaling pathway
Cellular component (GO): plasma membrane
Molecular function (GO): protein binding; G protein-coupled receptor activity
Source: RefSeq, a predicted model, not a curated record